Molecule: messenger RNA, 3750 nt
Organism: Amoebophrya sp. A120
Lineage: Eukaryota; Dinophyceae; Syndiniales; Amoebophryaceae
Source: the annotation of a GenBank genome assembly
CAUGAUCUGUCUGUCUCCUUCUUCAGAACAUUAUCCCAGCACCGUGAGUAUGAUCUCCAACUCCGUUUUCGUUCAUUUCAACCACACUACUAACUAUAACCCUUGAAGCAUUUUGAAGAUGCAAUCCUUUUGCUCCUGAAAUCGAAAAGCUACGAAGAAGCAUAGCAGCAGAAGGGAUUUCUAUAGAUUACUUUUCUUUCAUUCUGAUUCUGUGUCGACGAGCACGAGGACCAUGGCAGGCGUCUCUUCCGAGGAUGAGCUCUCGUUCUCGGUGGAGACGGUUGUCGUGACGGGCUACGCACCCGAGCAGGUCAGUCUCGUCACCCCGCUGGACGAUCCGACACCGGCCGUGAGGAUGCUGAGUCCGCGCGCCACUGGGCAAUCAGUCUUUCGUGCGCGGCGAAACGGGAUGAGGACGGCGGUCGUGGAGGAGGAACUGCAGGGUAGAAUUUUUUUAGCGUUAGGAUUUUCUUGUUCAUCAGGUCAAGCACGCAGACUAGAUGUGUGAUGUAAUUGUAUGUAGACUAGUGGUUCACUUCGAAAAACAACCCAGAGUUUUUGAUGAUCGUACUGGCAGUACACAAAACGAUCAUCGUACAAGGUGCAGCUCUUGCACGCACGCAGCUGAUUCGUACUUUAUUUUGCAAAAAUCAAAACAGACCAACCCGAGCUUGUCGCUUCAGCAGUACUAGCAGGAACCCCACCGCCUGCUCCGACCAGCGCGCCAACACAACUUCUGUCCGUGCAACUGCCCGCGCCGACGCUCGCUGCGUUGGAAUUCGACUUUUUUUCCUACGCCGGACACAGUACGGAAGAUGAGCAAAACCGCGACGCGGGAGAACGUGAAGACCACAAAGACAGCAGCCAAUUAUUGCACGACUCCGCCGAGUCCGUGGGUCCACUGCUUUUCUUUCCGGACGAAUUGCAGAACAACAAGUCCGGUGGAACUACAAGCAAGAAGAAAAUUCCGGGCCAUUUGAGACGACCGGUACUAGCAACUGCUGCGGCUAGUAGCGCUGUCCCCGGAACAAAAACAACUGCGCAACAAGUGCCUGGAAAGAAAAAGAUGAACAAGGAACAGCCGCAGCUCGCCGUUCCCGCGGGAGAGGCAGCGAAAAUUUUGACAAACGCAACCGCGAAAGCAAAGAGGGCAGCGAAGAAAGAAACCCAAGCAGAAGCCGACCGACGCAGGGCCCAGUCGGUGCCCUUGCGGGCCUUGCCCCCGGUGGACGGGUCGCUGAGCAGCCGGGGGUCGUCGAAAAGAACUGCGUCUUCACCCUCAGCCUCUACUAGAAAUAACGUCCUAGUAGUACCUCUUGCAGGGGAACAGGAAGAUGCGCUGAAGGGGUCUGGUCGUGCGGUGGCUGGACCUCCAGGCAGCGAAGGUAUAAUGUGAAGAUUGCUUGUUCUUUCAAAUGACAGUAGCGUUUUUUAUAUUUUUCAUCAGAUCAAAAUCACAAUCGCAGCAACAACUUUUCUAUCGGAGAUUAUGGAGGUUAUACUCUACGUGAGGAUGACUGACGUGACCUUCGUGAAGUUGUCCGUUGCUGGUGCUAUCUACUUUUGACUCUAUUUUAUACUGCAUAGGCAUGAAUCAUUAAUUAUCAUUUUGAAAUUCAAACCACACCGACACUGCCAACAGGUCCCCGUCCCACCAACUCCCGUAUGUCAAGCUGGGUAAUGCCGACCUUUUCCGCGACGCCGCAUCCGGUAGUGAGCGACACCAGCGCGCGUGAUCAUAAUUCCACCACCUCCCAGCACGGCGCAGCUGCUCCCGCGGGGCCCUUGGUUCAUCUCGCGGCUACGCCGAAGGAACUACUCCCCGCGCCCAAAUUAUUGCGGGGCAUGACGCUGGACCACCUGGCCAAGCGGAUUCGGCCCGAGGAGAACGACGGGAAGAAAACGGACUCAACCUUCGAGUUCCCGCCCGAGGGUUGGGAGGACGAGGAGGGCAACAACAGCAUGAAAACAAAACUUUCGAAGGAAGAGGAAAUGAAUCCAAAUUUGAACGAAACAUCGGAGGGUCUUCAGGUGGACCACGACUCAAAUGAAUUACCACUGGACGAAGAAAAGACAAAGAGCAAAAACCACGAGGGAAUAACCAUUUUGGAGGAAUUUGAGCCGGUGCCCAACCUUUUCAGCGACGUCGACGGGCAAUCCGAGGCGACGCAGCCACCCGGCGUCUCCGCGGCGGGCCAAGAUGUUGUUGAAACGGGUGACGAGGUAGCUGCAGCGAACGCCGCGAAAACCACGCCGCGGCCGAACCAGUUGAAGAUGCGGCGGGCUGCUGCGGUCGCGCUGUUUCUGGCGCGGAUGAAGAAAGCGCAGGGGGCGAAGGACAAAGCGCCGCUGGAAGAGGCGCUGCUGGCCAAGAUGACGGCGCGAGACAAAGAGAAGGAGCGGCAAGGGGAGAUUCCGCGAGACGAGGAAGCAGUGGACGGGGUCGGUGAGCCGGGAGAAGUAGACCGGACCGGGGAGGACGAGGACGAACAGCCGCUGCUGAGCAAGCGGGGAAUCCUGCCCUUCACCAACUUUGUGGACCUGAUCAACGCGAAUUUCGAGAAGCGGGCCAUCGAACUCCGCGGCCAGCUGACGACCCUGCCGCUCACGCCCGUGGUGCUCAUGAAUCCCAGCAGCGGCGAGGAGGAGAACGAAUUCGAGCUGAGCCACGAGGAGGUGGAGCAGCAAGCGGAGCAGCCCAUCUUGAGCGAGCGCGAGGUGGGCAAGUUCUUCCGGUCGACCGCCGAGAUGCAGCAAGAUGGGGGCCGCGGUGGGCCGCUGGUUCAGCAGCAGCCCAAGAAGGCGGUGACGCGGAAAACGCGGAAGAGCCAGAUGAAAUACCUAGAGAACCUGGCCUCCAAGCGGAACUACAAAAGUAGUGCAGCAGGUGGAGCUCCUGCCGUCGACGAGGAAAGCGGUUCUGCGAGGACGCCGCGCGCCGGAGUUGUACCACCUAGUACUACGGGUGGUCCGAAGAGCAAGCGGCAGACAGCAACCGGUCCGGGUGCCAGAAAGAGCACAACGGAAACUAGUAACCAGCAAAACAGCAAAGCCGUCGCGAAAAGGGGCGGUUCAGCGGCCACGACUUCUGGCGUCACCGUGAUCGUCGAGAAGUUGAAAUUGAAAAACGGCACCGCGACCGCCGUGAACCCCGGCAGCCGCGUGGUCAAGGCCAAAGACCUGUACGGCUCCGAGAUGAACAAAAAGGCGGGAAUAAAGGAAGGAUCUGCGGUGCGCGCAAGCUCGCAGCCAAGCCGGUACGAAGCGGGAGCAGCCGCUGGUGCGUCGUCCGCAAAAAAGGCCGCCGGAAAGAAGCGAUACAGCCAGGCACGGAGUAAGCAAACUACAGCUAAUGGAGCCCCCGCAGCCAACGUAGCGACAAUGAGUAACCGCGGCGCCAAUACCGCGGGGGAUUUGGAAAGCAGCACAAGCAUAGCAACGUCUGGGACCAACGCCACCGGCAAGAAGGAACCUGUGCCGCCGGCGUCGCACCAGCACGACGGGAGAGCUGCAUCACCCGCAGAAGCACGUAGCCACCAUCAACCACAUGGAGUCGGUCCUAACGUCCUGCUGCACGGGAAGAAGGAUCCUGCCCAUCACGAAGACCGUGCCGCACACACGCCACAGCACACCCCGCGCGGACAAGAAGAUCAUGUCGUGGCCGACGAGCAGCCGCCCCAGCAGCCGACGUUGCCACCCUGGCAGCCGCUGAUCGAGAUGCCGGUGCCGGCCAUCUACCCGCUCGGCGGG